Messenger RNA from Eurytemora carolleeae, 2684 nucleotides. Its product is annotated as palmitoyltransferase ZDHHC15. Gene Ontology annotation, cellular component: Golgi apparatus; endoplasmic reticulum. Bases 424 to 1542 code for a protein of 372 amino acids. Lineage: Eukaryota; Metazoa; Arthropoda; Copepoda; Calanoida; Temoridae. Gene Ontology annotation, molecular function: protein-cysteine S-palmitoyltransferase activity. Gene Ontology annotation, biological process: protein targeting to membrane; synaptic vesicle maturation; peptidyl-L-cysteine S-palmitoylation. The transcript is spliced from 12 exons. The record is from RefSeq and is a predicted model, not a curated record.
GAUUGAGAAUGUCAGGGGACGGAUUGCUCUCUAGGUCGGAUCAGGAUCGGAUUCGAUCCUUUCUCCUGGAGCAGUUGAAACAGUUUGCUGAUGGUUUAGGACCGGAGAUAGGUUUAGCAGACCUGGAGAAAACUGGGGCCUACAAAGGACUUGCAGAUAAGGUUAAUUCUGGUUUAAUUGAGAGUUUUGAGUGUCUUGAGGAUUAUAAGAUUAUUACAGUUGUUUCUGCGCACAAUCCUGAUCUGAAGGCUGGAGGUUUGAGUCUAGCUGCAGUGUGGAGUGUACAGCAGGAUCUAGUAAUUAUCUCGGAGCAUCGUGUACAGGAGAAUAUUUUCUCCGUGUCAGCUCAUCUUGUCCGUAUGUCGGACUCGGAGAAUGACUCAGACUGAAAACCAGAAAAAAAGUUAUCGCUGAGCCAAAGCAAUGGGUUGUAAUCCAUACACAGGGGUCUGUGGAUUUCUUGUACGGGCGUUCAAAUGGUUGCCCGUGAUCCUGAUAUCCGCUAUAUUAGUUUGGUCUUAUUACGCAUACGUGGUACAUCUGUGUAUUCUGACAAUAUCAGAACCAUGGGUCAGAUAUAUCCUUCUAGUCCUUUACCAUAUACUCUUCAUACUCUUCCUCUGGUCUUACUGGAGAACGGUCUGGACUAAUCCAGGACCAGUACCUUCAAGAUUCAAAUUGACACGUGAUGAACUGGAGAACCUGGAGAGUACAGAGAGUGAUGUUGAACAAAGAAGAAUUCUUGAACAAGUUGUUAUAGACAAGGAUCUACCAGUAGCUAUGAGAACUAUUCAGGGUUCAGUAAGAUAUUGUGAUAGAUGUAGUAUUAUAAAACCAGACCGGGCACAUCACUGUUCAGUUUGUGGCACUUGUGUUCUGAAAAUGGAUCAUCACUGUCCUUGGGUGAACACCUGUGUAGCGUUCCUCAACUACAAGUUCUUUGUUCUAUUCUUGUUCUACGGGUUCAUCUACUGUAUCUUUAUCUCUUUGUCCGUUCUCAAAUACUUUCUACAGUUCUGGGCGAGAUCUUUCGAGUCAACAGGCCAGAGUAAGUUCCAUAUUCUGUUCUUGUUCUUUGUCUCCUCAAUGUUCAGUAUCAGUCUCUGUUCUCUUCUCUGCUAUCAUAUACAUCUUGUUCUCAAUAACAGAACUACGUUGGAAGCCUUCAGAUCUCCGGUAUUCAGACGAGGCCCAGAUAAGCUUGGUUUUAGUCUUGGUAAACUUGGAAACCUGCAGGAGGUCUUCGGAGACAAUUGGAAGACGAUAAUGCUGCCUAUGUUUACAAGUAUGGGAGACGGUUUAACCUUCCCGCAGAGAUUUACAGACCCGGAGCUGGGACGGAGAGAUAGCGAGGAAAGGUGGUCUGGGGAGGAGGAAAGAGCUCCUAUGCUCCGGAGAGAGGAGGAGAGGGAGGAGAGAAUCCGUCUGUCGGAGUCUGACUCUGAGGAGGAACUGCUCAGCAUGCAAACCGUCCUCACUUCUCCUGGAGCACAGCAGCAGCAGCAUACAACCAGCACCAGCUCUCUUAUCAUUAAAUCAUGAUCUGGGUAGUGUUUACUGUUUACACUCUUCAACCUUACUGACAGGAGUGCGUCUUCCCUCUCCUUAAACAUUGUACUUAUUCAGUUUGCAUUACAGACAGCACAGUACCAUCCUUAUUCCAAAGUGAUCUAACUUGCAUUUUCUAGCUACAUCUGUAGCCGGUAGAUAAACUAUAAAAUUAAUAGAUUUAGAUUUUAUUUUGAAAUUUGUUUAGUUUAAAUAAAAUAUGUUUGCGCACAGAAUCACGGAACACAUUUUUAUUCACGAUGACUGAUUUGAAUAAGAAAAAGUUUUGCUUGAGUAAUCCGCAUUCCACCUGCAGUAUUUCUUAACACAUUGAAUGAUUGAAGUAACAAUUUUCUUAUUACCUAACUUCACUUUUCUGUUUAAAUAAUACGCUUUACCGAUCCAACGCCUGUAAUUUUACGUAACAUGUUUCUAGUUAACUCGAAAACUAUUUGAAGCUCAAAUAACAUGUCAAUGAAAUGUAUUGUGAAGUGUGCAAACUAUCGGACUAUUUUUCAUGAAGGGGGGGGGGGUUGAGCAAAACUUUAACACUUUAUUUAAAAAUGGGAUUAUAAAUAAAUGAAAUGAAUUUGAGGAUUCCAAUUUUGUUGUAGUGCAUCAAGGUCUUCACAGGUCAAACUUACAUGUACAUUGUACAGUUUGAUCUGACAGGUUUCCGUGUACACCCAAAAUAUAUCCAUCACAUAUAGUUGUAAUAGUUAGGGAAUAUAAAUAUAUGUUGAACCGAUUCUUUUGUUUUAAAAAAAUAUGUAUUUUCUAACUUUUAUAAUCUUCAUGAGAAAAUCUUGUCCUAUAGAUUGCAUUUGACACACAAUAUGUCAAAUAUAUUAACUUUAAUUCAAACUCCAAAGAAGUAGAAAUUAAAAUACCUACAAGAGCUUAAACACAUUUUGCUGUUUGAUUUUCUAUCUCUGAUAUACAUCCUCGUCUUGUGUCUUGUGUCUUGAAUCUUAACAACUUUACCCUUCAAAUUCAGUAAAUAUGAUCGUAAAAUCCAAUUUAUAUAUUUUGUGAAACUGUCCUCUUCUAUAUCUCUAGUGGAGGAUGGUUUCACAAACUAGUGUCCAGUUUAGACUGCAUGUAUUUAUAAGAGAAUAAAUAUUUAUUAUCAUUGA